CCCUAUCUAAACAGUAGUACACUCAAAAACCCCCCUUUUAGUCUUCUUCUUCCUCGUUAGAUCUCAAACUCUCCAUUUCGUUCCUCCCUAUAAACCCUUUCUCACCCUUCUCAGAUCCGUUUCGCUUAACUCGGAAACUUCUUCGUAUCGGAGCGUUCCGAUCUCCUCCUCCUCCUCCUUGGGAUCUUGCUCGUUGAGCUUUAGUGGUGCUAAUAAUGGCGACUCCUUAUCCUGGAGCGAUGCAGGUUGGUUCGUACUUCGUGGGACAGUACUAUCAAGUGUUGCAGCAGCAGCCAGAUCUCAUCCACCAGUUUUACUCCGACACUAGCAAAGCCAUCCGCGUCGAUGGUGAUUCCAGCGAAACAGCUGAUUCUUUGCUGAAUAUUCACAACAUGGUCAUGUCACUGAACUUCACUGCCAUCGAAGUGAAGACCAUCAAUUCAGUUGAGUCCUGGGAAGGUGGCGUUCUCGUGGCUGUUUCUGGAUCCGUGAAGACAAAGGAGUUCAGCAACAGGAGGAGUUUCAUGCAGACUUUCUUUCUUGCUCCUCAGGAGAAGGGUUACUUUGUUCUCAAUGAUAUUUUUCAGUUCAUCAAUGACGGAACUCUCUCCUAUCAUCAGCCUUCUUAUUUGUCCGAGACCAAGGGGGACGAGGCUCAGCUCAAUCCUCCAAACUCUCAUCCUGAAGAACCCCAAGUUCCUGACUAUGUUCUGGAGCAAGAGGCGAGAGAUUAUGUGGAUGCUGUCCAAAUCAAAGAUGAUCCUGUAGAUAAGUACAGUCUGCAAGAGGACCAACAUCAUGAAGACUACGAGGAUGAAGUUGAGGAUGUUGAGGAAACACCUAGGGAGGAAGUUGUGGUUGAUGUGGUCCAUGAAUCUCGGGCUGCACCUCCAGAGGAACCACCCGUUGGUGAAAAAUCCAAGAUGAGUUAUGCUUCCAUUUUACGGGUUGCAAAGGAAGCAGCUGCGGCGCCUGUUGUUUCUACACAACCAUCACAUAACAGGAACUCUCAAGAGAUUAAUGAGUGGGAUCAACCACUGAUGACUCCUUCCCCUCAGGUGGCUGCGCCUCUUGCCCCUGUGCAGCAACCAUAUGUUACCGACUAUGGAGCAGAGGCGGAAGAUGGCUUCGGGUUUGAGGACUUUGAGAUGAAAUCAGUGUACGUUAGGAAUUUGCCUUCCGACAUAUCUGCUUCUGAAAUCGAGGAAGAGUUCAAGAACUUUGGUACAAUCAAACCUGAUGGUGUUUUCCUCAGAACCCGCAAGGAUGUUGUUGGUGUUUGCUACGCCUUUGUUGAGUUUGAGGACAUGACUUCCGUCGAGAAUGCUAUAAAGGCUUCUCCGAUAUACUUGGGUGGAAGACACGUAUACAUUGAGGGACGAAGACCUAAUCCCGCUGGUGUACGCGGAGCAAGAAGAGGAGGACGUGGAAGGGGUGGAUACCCAACAGAAGCACCAAGAGGCCGGUUUGGUUCUUCCCGAGGAAACCGGGAUGGAGGUGGUGACUAUAGGGCAAGAGGUAACGGUUACAACCGUGUUGGCCGCUAAGUAAGGAACAAAAGAAAAGCAGCUGGAAUCUCUCUUCUUUUAGUUUGUGUUUUCAAGGCUUGGACUCUCUUACACCUUCCUUUGAGAAUAGCUUUAGUUAUGUAACAUUUCAAUUUUUGUGUGUUCCUUUUCAUCAUUGGUUUGAAUUCGGAACUUCUUUGUGUUGCAGUUGCUUUGUUUGUCCUUUUUUAAAAAUUUAACUGUUUUGUCCAACUCUUGAGAGUUGAUUUUAGAGAA
Molecule: messenger RNA, 1784 nt
Organism: Brassica napus (rape)
Lineage: Eukaryota; Viridiplantae; Streptophyta; Magnoliopsida; Brassicales; Brassicaceae
Product: nuclear transport factor 2-like
Exons: 9
Coding region: 216-1547 (443 amino acids)
Cellular component (GO): cytosol; ribonucleoprotein complex
Molecular function (GO): mRNA binding
Source: RefSeq, a predicted model, not a curated record